Glycine soja is the source of this 1756-nucleotide messenger RNA. RefSeq names its product mitochondrial carrier protein MTM1-like. The record is from RefSeq and is a predicted model, not a curated record. The coding region runs from base 249 to 1439 and encodes 396 amino acids. Gene Ontology annotation, biological process: mitochondrial transmembrane transport. The transcript is spliced from 11 exons. NCBI's taxonomy places the organism in Eukaryota, Viridiplantae, Streptophyta, Magnoliopsida, Fabales, Fabaceae.
CCUGAAAAAACAUAUAUACUAGUUUGAUGCUAAAAUAAAAUUCCGAUUCCGUCCGCCGCUAAUAAACCCUAAUAAGCUUGGACUGUUAAUAACUUCACUCAGUACCGGAAGGUACUGGCUUGGCUAAGGUAGGGCCAGUUUGAAUAUUUUGCUCAAACUCAAGCGUUUUCUAGGGUUUUUUCUGCUGAAAACGACGUGCCCCAUUCUUGUCAACAAACGUGGCGCGCUUCUUAACAUAAGCACUUACAAUGGCGGAUUCUGAGCGAAUCCAAAAUCCGUGGAUGGCUUCGGAGCAAACUGCAAUUGAAAUGAACGCCGAUUCCAGGGAAUGCUCUUCUCUUCCUCAUCCGCCGCCGCUAAAAUUAUCUAAUUCUGAUCAAUUGGGAAUCGGAGCACGAGCUUUCUCCGCCGCCGGCGCCGCCUUCCUCUCCGCCAUCAUUGUCAAUCCCCUCGACGUUGCCAAGACAAGGUUGCAAGCACAAGCGGCAGGGGUCGCGUAUUCCCAUCCACUCAGUAAUAUGACCAGUAGAAUGGGUUGUUUUGGGCCAAAUAUGAUAUUUGCCGAUUUAAGAUGUUCACCAUCAUGCCACCGGGCUGGAUUCCAGGGCACAGUGUCCAUUUGUCCUCCUGAGUGUUUUCGCUACAAAGGAACACUAGAUGUCAUCUACAAAAUUAUAAAGCAGGAGGGAUUUUCUAGGCUAUGGAGAGGCACAAAUGCUGGCCUGGCUCUUGCAGUACCAACUGUGGGAAUUUACCUUCCUUGCUAUGACAUACUCCGCAAUUGGUUGGAGGAAUUUACAGCUAAAAAUGCACCAACCACAACUACUUAUGUACCUCUAGUAGCUGGUUCAUUGGCACGCUCUCUAGCUUGUGCUACUUGCUACCCUAUUGAACUUGCUAGAACUCGUAUGCAGGCAUUUAAAGAGACUCAAAUUGGUAAAAAGCCUCCUGGAGUGAUCCAGACUCUGCUAGGUGUUGUCUCAAAUGUCAAGAGCACAAACACGCCACAGAACAGCUUGCAAGGUUAUCGUGUUUUGUGGACUGGCAUGGGGGCUCAACUUGCCCGUGAUGUACCCUUCUCUGCCAUAUGUUGGUCAACACUUGAACCAACUAGAAGAAAACUUCUUGGUUUGAUUGGAGGUGAUGAUGCCAAUGCAUUGAGUGUUCUUGGGGCAAAUUUUGGAGCUGGGUUUGUUGCAGGAACUUUAGCAGCUGGAGCCACAUGUCCACUAGAUGUUGCAAAAACUCGAAGGCAGAUAGAGAGGGAUCCUGUUAGGGCAUUGAAAAUGACUACAAGACAGACACUGAUGGAGGUGUGGAGAGAUGGAGGUUUGAAAGGAUUGUUUACGGGUGUUGGUCCACGAGUUGGUCGAGCAGGCCCCUCCGUUGGAAUUGUGAUUUCAUUUUAUGAAGUUGUAAAGUUUGUUCUACAUCAUUAGUACACAGCAUCAUCAUGAUUUUCUGCACACUUUUUUUGCUGACAAAGCAGUUUUUAUUCAGAACCUCUGGAGAUUGCGAGCAAUUUUUUUUGGAAUGGGAAUCAUUCCAAUCCAUCCUGGCCAUAAACUAACAUAAUUGAAUAGGAAAAUGACCGGCAUAGGACACACUUAGGUUUUUUGAGCUGUUUGUUAUUAUUAAUGUUUUUUCUUUUUGCUGCUUUUGACAAGCAGAAAUUUUGUUACACUUGGGAUGCUCCCCUGAACUAUAACUGAAUAAAUAAAAAUAUGAAUAAAUUGAGUUCUUUACCUCCCAAAAA